GGAGUCGCGGGCGAACGGGCGGGCGGACGGACCGACUGACGGGAGGGACGGGCGGCGAGCAAGAUGGCGCAGACUCUGGGCACCCGGCGGAAAGUCUGUUACUACUACGACGGGGAUGUUGGAAAUUACUAUUAUGGACAAGGCCACCCAAUGAAGCCUCACCGAAUUCGUAUGACUCACAAUUUGCUUCUUAAUUAUGGUCUCUACAGAAAAAUGGAAAUCUAUCGCCCUCACAAGGCAAAUGCUGAGGAGAUGACCAAAUACCACAGUGAUGACUACAUUAAAUUUUUGCGUUCCAUCCGUCCAGAUAACAUGUCUGAGUACAGCAAGCAGAUGCAGAGAUUCAAUGUUGGUGAGGACUGUCCAGUGUUCGAUGGGCUGUUUGAGUUCUGUCAGUUAUCUACUGGUGGCUCUGUGGCAAGUGCUGUGAAACUUAAUAAGCAGCAGACGGACAUCGCUGUGAAUUGGGCCGGGGGCCUGCACCACGCAAAGAAGUCUGAGGCAUCUGGCUUCUGUUACGUCAACGAUAUCGUCUUGGCCAUCCUGGAGCUGCUCAAGUAUCACCAGAGGGUGCUGUAUAUUGACAUUGAUAUUCACCAUGGCGACGGCGUGGAGGAGGCCUUCUACACCACAGACCGGGUUAUGACUGUGUCCUUCCAUAAAUACGGAGAAUACUUCCCAGGAACGGGGGACCUACGGGAUAUUGGGGCCGGCAAAGGCAAGUAUUACGCUGUUAACUACCCGCUCCGUGAUGGGAUUGAUGAUGAGUCCUAUGAGGCCAUUUUCAAGCCGGUCAUGUCCAAAGUGAUGGAGAUGUUCCAGCCGAGUGCGGUCGUCUUACAGUGUGGCUCUGACUCCCUGUCUGGAGAUCGGUUAGGUUGUUUCAAUCUGACCAUCAAAGGGCAUGCCAAAUGUGUGGAAUUUGUGAAGAGCUUCAACCUGCCUAUGCUGAUGCUGGGAGGCGGUGGCUAUACCAUUCGCAAUGUUGCCCGGUGCUGGACAUAUGAAACAGCUGUGGCCUUGGACACCGAGAUCCCCAAUGAGCUUCCGUACAAUGACUACUUUGAAUACUUUGGACCAGAUUUCAAACUUCACAUCAGUCCUUCCAAUAUGACUAACCAGAAUACUAAUGAAUACCUGGAGAAGAUCAAACAGCGACUGUUCGAGAACCUGAGAAUGCUGCCCCAUGCCCCUGGGGUCCAGAUGCAGGCGAUUCCUGAAGACGCCAUACCGGAGGAGAGCGGCGAUGAAGAUGAAGAAGACCCUGACAAGCGCAUCUCUAUCUGUUCCUCUGACAAACGAAUUGCCUGUGAGGAAGAGUUCUCCGACUCUGAGGAGGAGGGAGAGGGUGGCCGCAAGAACUCUUCCAACUUCAAAAAAGCCAAGAGAGUCAAAACCGAAGAUGAAAAAGAGAAAGAACCAGAGGAGAAGAAAGAAGUCACAGAAGAGGAGAAAGCCGAGGAGAAACAAGAAGUCAAAGGGGUCAAGGAGGAGGUGAAGUUGGCCUGAGCAGAUCCCUAAGGCUUCUGGCCUCUUGCCAAGCCCCCACCCGCACCCCAAACCACCCCCUUCUCCCACAACCCCUCAGAUUUUAUAUUUUCUAUUUCUGUGUAUUUAUAUAUAAAAUAUAUUAAGUAUAACUAUGCACAGGGACUAGAAAGGAGCCAGACCCUGUACCCAGGGCACACAUGCCCAUGAGCUCUUCUCAGCUGCCUUGCUGCCAGUUUCCCCAUUCACUUCGACUCGGAAAGGGUGCUGGCCUGCCUGGAAGCGGGCCUCUUCAGCAGCCAUAGGGCAGGAUCUUGAAAUGCCAAGUGCCUGCUUCGUAGCUUCGGAAAGGUGCCCCUAUAGUGCAUUCUAUAGGGUGACUGUCUUCGGGAGCUUUGCAGCUCGUUACAGCAGCAUCAGCCAUUUUUAGGUUGGCUGUUCUCAUGCCUUUCUGCAGGCCCCAGGUGAGCCUGGAAGCUGCCACAUGACCUCUCCUCCCCCAAUUCUGCAGUGGAGAUCGGUAGUCUAGUUCUUUUUGAGAUACUAUUUUCAUUUUUGUGAAAUCUUUGUAAUAAAAUGGUACAUUUCUA
This is a messenger RNA of Sorex fumeus (smoky shrew), 2078 nucleotides long. It is a transcript of the gene HDAC1, whose product is annotated as histone deacetylase 1. Gene Ontology annotation, molecular function: histone deacetylase activity. NCBI's taxonomy places the organism in Eukaryota, Metazoa, Chordata, Mammalia, Eulipotyphla, Soricidae. The coding region runs from base 64 to 1509 and encodes 481 amino acids. The transcript has 14 exons. The record is from RefSeq and is a predicted model, not a curated record.